This is a messenger RNA of Durio zibethinus, 4059 nucleotides long. RefSeq names its product calmodulin-binding transcription activator 4-like. Lineage: Eukaryota; Viridiplantae; Streptophyta; Magnoliopsida; Malvales; Malvaceae. Gene Ontology annotation, cellular component: nucleus. Gene Ontology annotation, molecular function: transcription coregulator activity; protein binding; double-stranded DNA binding. Gene Ontology annotation, biological process: regulation of transcription by RNA polymerase II. The record is from RefSeq and is a predicted model, not a curated record.
GAAAUAGAUUCUCCACGACCACCUACCUAACGCCAUUGGAAAAUUGUGGGCCUGCCUUUCUACUAUAACAUAAUUAAACAACGACGUCAAUGCUCAGAAGUCUAUUUCCUUUUACCAAAAUUUGCCCCUCAAUUCAUCACCCUGGCAUCGGUUGCCCUUCAAUUUGAGACAGUCCGGAACUUCACGAUGAGGACAAUGGUCAAAACAUGGUCAAUGGGUUUAUCUCAUUGGGUGUGGUCAGCAGGGGUCUCAUCUCAAAUAGCUAAAAGAGUAAAAGCCAAGAAGCCGUGAUCGGCUUUCUAUUAAUAUAACCAGUCCAAACUUGCCACCUCACUACAAGACCAAACCCAUCAUUUCAUUAUUCAUUCGGGCACCAGCAGAUUCCAGCGCGCCUUCGUGGUUCCAGUGGUGAUUCCACAAUACAAGGCCCAGCCAUUCAAUGACGGAGAAAUUUGAAGAUCUUGGGCUUCAGCUUCGGUUCCUCCUCGAUCUAGUAAACGUCUUUGCUUCAAAUGACCACAAUCCAAUCGUUUCCUCCAUAGUUCGUUUGGUUUUGAAUUUCUUAUAGGAAUUAAAAAAAUGGAGCAAUCAGGGUAUGAUAUUAAUAAUCUAUUUCGAGAAGCUCAAGCUCGGUGGCUGAAGCCAGCUGAAGUACUCUUUAUACUACAAAAUCAUGAGAAGUAUCAACUCACGCAGGAGCCUCCUCAAAAGCCAACAAGUGGCUCUUUGUUUCUUUUCAACAAGAGGGUUCUUCGUUUCUUUCGUAAAGAUGGUCAUAGUUGGCGUAAAAAGAAGGAUGGAAGAACUGUCGGUGAAGCCCAUGAAAGGCUUAAGGUUGGUAAUGUUGAAACUUUAAAUUGUUACUAUGCUCAUGGAGAGCAGAACCCUAGUUUUCAGAGACGUAGCUAUUGGAUGCUGGACCCGGCAUAUGAGCAUAUUGUUCUCGUUCAUUAUAGAGAGAUAAAUGAGGCUAAGCACAGUUUGGCAUCCAUUGUGCAGUCACCGGUAUCCUCCUCUGCCUUUAGUCCAAGUCCAAACUCUUAUAAUUCUCAAAAUCCUGGAUCCAACUCUCUAGCUUGCGAUGUACAUCAAACAUAUCAGAAUUUGUCUAGUCCAGGGUCUGUUGAAGUUAGUUCUGAUAUAGUUAUUAAGCACAAUGAGAUAGAUAAUUCAGUAGAGUAUACCAUUCCAGCUGAUCUUCAGGUUAGUCAAGCUUUAAAGAGGAUUGAGGAGCAGUUAAGUUUGAAUGAGGACAGCUUUAAAGACAGUUCAGCAUCCAUUGUGCAGUCACCAGUAUCCUCUUCUGCCUUUAGUCCAAGUCCAAACUCAUAUACUUCUCAAAAUCGUGGAUCCAACUCUCUAGCUAGUGAUGUACAUGAAACGUUUCAGAAUUUGUCUAGUCCAGGGUCUGUUGAAGUUAGUUCUGAUAUAUUCAUGAAGAACAAUGGGAUAGAUAAUACAGUAGAGUAUAUCUGUCCGGCUGAUCUUCAGGUUAGUCAUGCUUUAAAGAGGCUUGAGGAGCAGUUAAGUUUGAACGAGGACAGCUUCAAAGAAAUGAGUCCUUUCUGCAGCCUGGAUGGGGACACAGAUGAUUCAAAAUUUCUGGAAUAUGGAAGGGAGACUGCCAAGCAGGACCCACAAGAAGAUCUACUGUAUGAACCAGAUGAUAUCAUUCAAGAUCACCUUUAUUCUCAACCUGCUAGGGUGGAAAAUUAUUCAAAUAAUUUUGCGCUGCUUUCAGAUGGAGGUAAAAAUGGAGAACAUAGCCAAGUAUAUAGCAAUGAUAAUUCAGAUGGAAGUAAGGAAUCUCUAUAUUGGAAAAAUGUAUUAGACUCAUGCAAGAAUCAAUCAGGUGUCGACUCCCAGGGAAGGCCACUAUCUUCUUCAAGGACAGGACCCACUGAGCAACAGGAACAGUCUGUUUGGCUGAAUUUCAAUGGAUCAGACUUGAAAGAUUCAUCUGUACUGCUAUGUCAAGAAGCUGAAAAUGUUGAAAUUCCUUCAUAUUCUUCUGCAAUACAAGCUAUUGGUACCAAUUCUGAUUAUUAUACGAUGUUGUGCAACCAAGACAAUAUAGAAAUUCCUCUUGCAACAGAUUCAAGCUUGACUGUUGCACAGAAGCAGAAGUUCACAAUUUGGGAAAUUUCUCCAGAAUGGGGUUACUCCAGUGAGGCUACAAAGGUCAUCAUUGUUGGAUCUUUUCUUUGUGAUCCAUCAGAAUCAGAAUCUGCCUGGGCUUGUAUGUUUGGGGAGACUGAAGUUCCUCUUGAGAUCAUUCAGGAAGGUGUUGUCUGUUGUAAAGCACCUCCUCACCUUCCUGGGAAGGUCACGCUCUGCAUCACCGAUGGCAAUCGUGAGUCCUGCAGUGAAAUCAGAGAGUUUGAGUAUAGAGUUAAUGCUAGUAGUUGUGCUCGGUGUAAUUUAUCCCACACAGAAGUUCCUAAAAGUCUGGAAGAGCUAUUGUUACUUGUCAGAUUUGUACAGAUGCUUCUGUCUGAUUCCUCAUUGCAGAAAGACAGCAUAGAAUCACAUCUUCUGAGAAAGUCCAAAGCUGAUGAUGAUUCAUGGAGUCAUGUCAUAGAAGCUCUUUUAAUUGGCAGUGGGACUUCCUCUGGUAUUGUUGAUUGGCUUUUGCAGGAGCUUUUAAAGGACAAAUUGCAGCUAUGGUUAUGUUCUAGAUCCAAGGAAACAGGUGAUCGGUCAGUCUGCACCAUGUCCAAGAAGGAUCAAGGAAUAAUACACAUGGCUGCUGGAUUGGGCUUUGAGUGGGCCUUAAAUCCAAUUUUAAACCAUGGUGUCAGCAUAAAUUUCCGAGACAUUAACGGGUGGACUGCUCUCCACUGGGCUGCUCGAUUUGGAAGAGAAAAAAUGGUUGCUGCACUUAUAGCUUCUGGUGCCUCUGCUGGGGCAGUAACAGAUCCAACCUCACAAGAUCUAAGUGGAAAAACUGCAGCAUCUAUCGCUGCCUCCAGUGGACAUAAGGGACUUGCAGGUUAUCUUUCAGAGGUGGCUCUGACUAGCCAUCUUUCAUCCCUUACACUGGAAGAAAGUGAGCUUUCCAAAGGCUCUGCUGCAGUUCAGGCUGAAAUGGCUGUGAAUAGCAUCUCAAAGGGGAGCCUUGCUACCAGUGAGGAUCAGCUUUCACUUAAAGAUACCUUGGCUGCUGUCCGGAAUGCAACUCAGGCAGCUGCACGUAUACAAAAUGCUUUCCGUGCACAUUCUUUCAGGAAACGACAACAGAAAGAAGUUGCUGCUACUGCAGCUAGUGUAGAUGAGUAUGGUAUCAGUUCAGAUGAAAUUAAAGGUCUUUCUACUAUGUCAAAGCUAGCUUUUGGAAAUGCCCGUCAUUACAAUUUAGCUGCUUUAUCCAUUCAGAAGAAAUUCCGAGGCUGGAAAGGUCGCAAAGAUUUUCUGUCUCUUCGCCAGAAAGUUAUAAAAAUACAGGCCCAUGUGAGAGGUUAUCAGAUCAGGAAGAAUUACAAGGUAAUCUGUUGGGCUGUUGGUGUUCUAGAUAAGGUUGUACUUCGUUGGCGCCGGAAAGGUGUUGGCUUGCGAGGUUUUCGUAGUGAGCCAGAGCCCAUUGAUGAAAGUGAAGAUGAGGACAUUCUCAAAGUGUUCCGCAAACAGAAGGUGGAUGUAGCAGUUAAUGAGGCUCUCUCACGUGUGCUGUCUAUGGUUGAUUCUCCAGACGCACGUCAACAAUAUCGCCGCCUGCUUGAAAGAUAUCGCCAAGCCAAGGCUGAACUUGGUAACACAAAUGAACCAGCGGCAUCAACUUCUCUAAGUGAUAUUGAUGAUAUGGAAAGUGAUGAUUUUUUCCAGUUCCCGUAGGAGCACCUUCUGAUCACCCUAACUUACCUUCUUCCUCUUGAACCUAAUUUGAUAGUUUCCUGGAUUUGUAUAAUAGUCUGCAUUACACCAUGGUUGUAACUUAGAUUGAUUUGCCCAUUUUCCAUGCAGUUAUGCUUAUGUAUAUGCUUCUUGUAAGUAGUAACUACCACUGUAAUUGAUUUAUAAUGGUAUUGAUUGAGCUUUUAUGACCUAAAAUUCCCUAAAAAU